Messenger RNA from Mesitornis unicolor (brown roatelo), 801 nucleotides. RefSeq names its product receptor expression-enhancing protein 4-like. NCBI's taxonomy places the organism in Eukaryota, Metazoa, Chordata, Aves, Mesitornithiformes, Mesitornithidae. The transcript has 6 exons. Gene Ontology annotation, molecular function: microtubule binding. The annotation marks the transcript as partial. The record is from RefSeq and is a predicted model, not a curated record. Gene Ontology annotation, biological process: endoplasmic reticulum tubular network organization. Gene Ontology annotation, cellular component: endoplasmic reticulum membrane; endoplasmic reticulum tubular network; cytoplasmic microtubule.
AUGGUGCUGGAGAGGCUCAAGGCCAAGCUGCAGCGCUGGGGCAGGCAGCUCUGCUACUCCCUGCUGCUGCUGCUCUAUGCAGCGUGGCCUGCCUGCCUCACCCCUCCUCUCCGUUACAGGCUGGUUUUUGGGAUGCUAUACCCUGCCUAUGCUUCCUACAAGGCCGUGAAGACCAAAAACAUCCGGGAAUAUGUCCGCUGGAUGAUGUACUGGAUCAUCUUCGCCCUCUUCAUGGCCACCGAGACCUUCACCGAUCUGCUCAUCUCCUGGUUUCCCUUCUACUAUGAGAUUAAGAUGGCCUUCGUCAUCUGGCUGCUGUCCCCCUACACGCGGGGGGCCAGCCUGCUCUACCGCAAAUUCGUGCACCCCACGCUGUCCCGCAAGGAGAAGGUAAGGGCUGCCUGGUUUUGGGGGGCUGGGUCCCAUAUGCCCUGUGGGGAGGUCUCAGCUCCCACCAAAGGGGGCCCCACCCGGGCAGCCACCGCCGCGGUCCAGGCAGCCACCAAGAGUCAGGGUGCAUUGGUCGGGCGUCUCCGCAGCUUCAGCAUGCAGGACCUGCGCUCCAUCCCCGACGAGACCCCUGUGCACUACCGGGACCCCCUGUACCUGGAGGAGCAGGAGAGCCACCACCAGCAGCUGCUGGCCUACAGCAGCCCCUUGGCCAGCCGGGUGUAUGAAAGUGAGACGGAGGACGAGGAGCUGUGGUCAGACUUGCAGGUCUCGCCGGUGCCAUCACCCCGAAAACCCAUCUCCCGCAGCCAGAGCCUGCGCACGGUAAAGAGGACAGCGUCGGCCAAAGAG